Molecule: messenger RNA, 1297 nt
Organism: Notothenia coriiceps (black rockcod)
Lineage: Eukaryota; Metazoa; Chordata; Actinopteri; Perciformes; Nototheniidae
Product: flotillin-1-like
Exons: 11
Coding region: 29-1297 (422 amino acids)
Biological process (GO): regulation of receptor internalization; positive regulation of endocytosis; positive regulation of cell-cell adhesion mediated by cadherin
Cellular component (GO): plasma membrane; flotillin complex; cytoplasmic vesicle
Molecular function (GO): protease binding
Source: RefSeq, a predicted model, not a curated record
AUUUGUUUGCGGAUAAUCAGAUACCAAGAUGUUUUACACAUGUGGACCCAAUGAAGCCAUGGUGGUGUCCGGCUUUGGCCGUUCUCCUCCUUUAAUGAUUGCUGGAGGAAGAGUGUUCGUCCUCCCAUGUAUUCAGAAGAUCCAGAGGAUUGCACUGAACACUCUGACUCUUAAUGUGAAGAGUGACAAAGUCUACACCCGUCAUGGGGUCCCUAUCUCUGUCACUGGCAUUGCACAGGUGAAGAUCCAGGGCCAGAACAAGGAGAUGUUGGCCACCGCCUGCCAAAUGUUUAUGGGCAAGUCUGAGGCGGAGAUUUCCACCAUUGCACUAGAAACCCUGGAGGGACACCAGAGAGCCAUCAUCGCCCAUCUGACUGUGGAGGAGAUCUACCAGGACCGCAAGAAGUUCUCCGAGCAGGUCUUCAAGGUGGCCUCCUCUGACCUGGUCAACAUGGGGAUUGGAGUCGUGAGCUACACGCUCAAAGACGUUCACGACGAUCAGGACUACCUUCACUCUCUGGGUAAAGCCAGGACAGCGCAGGUUCAGAAGGAUGCCAGGAUCGGAGAGGCUCAGUACAAACGAGACUCUGUCAUGAGGGAGGCCCACGCCAUGCAGGAGAAGGUCUCCGCUCAGUACAAGAACGAGAUUGAGAUGGCGAAAGCCCAGAGAGACUACGAGCUAAAAAAGGCAGCCUACGAUGUGGAGGUCAACACCAAGAAGGCCGAGUCAGAGAUGGCCUAUCAGCUUCAGGUGGCCAAGACCAAGCAGCGCAUUGAGGAGGAGACGAUGCAGAUUCAGGUGGUGGAGAGGACGCAGCAAAUCACUCUGCAGGAGCAGGAGAUCACCCGCAAGGAGAAGGAGCUGGAGGCCAAGGUGAAGAAGCCCGCAGAAGCAGAGAAAUACCGACUGGAGAGGCUGGCCGAGGCAAACCGUCUGCAGCUCAUCAUGGAGGCUGAGGCCGAGGCAGAGUCCAUUAAAAUGAAGGGAGAGGCCGAGGCGUUCGCCGUGGAAGCUAAGGGCCGCGCCGAGGCCGAGCAGAUGACCAAGAAAGCAGAGGCCUUCCAGCAGUACAAAGACGGAGCCAUGGUGGACAUGCUGCUGGAGAAACUGCCCCUGGUCAGUCUGAGUGCACUCAUAAGGAUGGAGCUGUGGGAGAGAAUCAGAAAACCUUUAUCAGAGAAAGUGAUCAGGAUGAUGUACGUGUGGGCUCUGUGUCGGGACCAGGAGGAGCUGAACCCGUACGCCGCCUGGAGACUUCUGGACAUCUCCGCCUCCAGCACCGAGCAGAUCCUCUGA